AUUACAAACACCAAAGACCUUCCUCAGUGGUGUCGAACAUACUGUAAAAUAUGCUAUUCUCGAGUACGAUCCGUUGUUGGAUUCAAGUGACGUGAGUCCAAAAGAAUGGGUCAAGAUUGUACGCGAUAUUGAAUUGAACUACAAUUCAAAUUUUGACGGAUUUGUUAUUUUACAUGGAACGGAUACUAUGGCAUAUACGGCCUCUGCAUUAUCAUUCAUGCUCGAAGGUUUAGAUAAGACGAUUCUACUCACUGGUAGUCAAAUACCACUUACGCACAUACGUGCAGAUGCUAGUGAUAAUAUUUUACAUUCAUUACUUAUCGCAGGCACCAUUACUAUACCGGAAGUAACCAUUUAUUUCAAUCAUCAGUUAUUAAGAGGUAAUAGAGCGACAAAAGUAUCUACAAGCGAAUUUGACGCUUUUAGGAGCUAUAAUUAUCCACCAUUGGCUAAAUUGGAACAAAGUUGGAUGUUAAUUGGAACGUAGUGUUGCCUAAAUCUAACAAACCAUUCACUGUUCACAAAUGUGACGUUAUCACCUGAAAUAUGCGUUCUUAGAUUUUUUCCAGGUAUUAAAAUGCAUGUUAUUGAAGCCAUUGUCGAGGACCUUAUCAAUCAUGAACGUGCCGCAUUGAUUUUACAAACGUUCGGCAGUGGUUAGUGAUUAUAUAUUAGCAUGUAAUAUAACAACAACCCUAAUGAUGCGUAGGAAAUAUCGGUAGAAAUGAUAAAUUACUAGAUCUAUUUAAAAAAGCCUCAAAUAAGGGUGUUGUCAUCGUUAACACAUCUCAAUGCCAUACUGGGUCAGUCAGUGGAGCGUACGAAAAUGGACGAGUGUUGGGUGAAGCUGGUGUAGUGUUUGGUAACGACCUCACGUGCGAGGCAGCUCUUACGAAACUUUCUUAUCUGCUUUCAACUGACUUAUCUACUGAAGAAAUUCGCAAGAUUGUUCCUGUAUCGCUUAGAGGAGAAGGCAACAAACUUGUUUAAAUUUACAAGUGUAACUAGUUAUAUAAGGACCUACUAUACAGAUCGACUGUACAAUGACAUAAAUCAGCCUUUUGUUUCAAACCUUAUUCCAAUGUGAUGAGAAUGUGCGUUUAGCCAGGAACACGAUCGUCAUAACUGUUCAUCAUCACUAUCACGUUAUCAAUGAGGGGAAUAACUAUAGCCGAACUUCAGGUAGUCUUGACGAAAGGAGUUCCGUAACCUUAACCAAUGAGAAUCAAACACAAGUCAAGCUUGAGGUUAACAGAUGUCAUGGAAGAUCAAACACUACGUUGGAAAUUUGAAGCGUACUUAAAGGAUAAUGAAAGAAGUAUAGAGAAUUUAGAAUUCGUGUCUUGGUUUGAAGAUUAUAAAAUAAAGUUUAGGAAAAUUACCCCUCAAAUGCAAGCAAAGGAAGCUAUUAGAGUACUAACCAGGUACUUCUAUAGGAAUUCCUCACAUGAACUUAAUUUAGACGAGGAUGUGAAGGUUAAAACGAUCAACGUUGUUAAAUAUUGUAUUGAUAAUCGACAACCUGUGCAUCCUUCAGGAUUUCAGCAAGCUUUCGAAAUUUCCCGUUCACUUAUAGAAUGUUCAAGCAUUCCAAUGUUUAUAUCACACCUUAAAGCAAGAAAGCGACCUUCACUUAGAGAUGUAUUAUCAUCAAACAUUCGCAGGAGUUUCGAGUCAUUUUAGUUAGUUGUUUAAGUUAGAUAGAGUUAUACGGUUAUAGACUUAUAGAUGGAUAUUAUUUUACCUAAUUUACUCUCUAAUAGACGUACAUGCUUCAUUUUUGACUCUCCAUAAACAAUUGUAUCUAUGGAUCCUUUUUAGACGUUCUAGCGAAAUAUACUUCUUAAAAUAUGUUCGCUAGAAGAAAGUGCUUUCUCCAACUAGUUUAUUUUAUAAAUUUCAUUGACUAGUAGAUUAGAUCAGUAGUUUGAUUAAAGGAGAUUACGAUGUAGUUCAAAAGAUGUGACCUCUUCAAUACCUUCAUUACAGCCUUAUGCAAACAGAUAAUGCACUCAUCAUUACCAUUUAAAUCUUCGAUAUCAUUAUCUAAGGUCCUUCUUAACGUAAGUAGAACUUCGUUAAGGUGGGCUUUUUAGUUCCUUCAAGAUCAUAUAUACCUCACGUCUCCACCGAAUAACAUAGUUCCAAUAAUCCUUAUCAUUAAUGAAAGACUAGCCUUCAAAUUCCUUUCAUUAUUACAGGUGUUUUAUGAUAAAGUCUCCCAAAGCAUCAUUGUUAUUGAGCAAUAUUCAAUGUAAAUGGUGUGACUAAUAUAAGUAUUAUAAUUAUUGUGAAACACAUAGUCUUCGCAUGGAGUAAUCAAUCAUAUGCUCAAUCGAAAACUUGUUUAUCUCUGUAUUUCUUUCUUUGCUAUCUAUAAUCAUGAGAUCAUAGAAGUCGAUAGGCAGGAGACAAAGAAUUAUUAGAGUAGCUUGAAGUUAAUGUAUUUGCAGAUGGCAUAAUUUCGAUCUUCCAUAAGCCAUGCAGUCACAUUCACCGCCUCUAAAAAUGUCACGAAUUCCCACAUGCGUAUAAUUCUCAAUAAUUACAAUCAGCUAUAAUUACCUUAAUCCAAAUCAAUGGAUUUUGUUGGUACUGAUGAGACGGAAUGGCUUUUUGACAAAGAAACUGAGGAUACCAAAACUGUAAUGUCUCACUCAAUUACUCUUCCGAUAAAAGUUCACGUUUCAUUCCGUUGGGCCAUCUAUUACUCUUUCCGAAAAAAUAUUCCCAAAAACUUCGCUUUGUGUUAUCCCAUCGAUAGAUAUGUCUGAGGAGCUGUAAUUUCUCAUAUUCCUCACUUAUUUUUACAAAUAGUUCAUCCGUGUGUGUAUAUAUGUGGACUUUCUCCAGCUGCUUCCGGUAGUCAAAGAAUCCAAAUUUCCGAUUAGAUACGUCCAUUUCGAGAAGAACAACUGCUUUGAGCUUAGACAAACCAUGAUUACUAUCUAAAUAACGUUCUAAGUCCUUCGAUGUCUCGUUAAAGCCGAUAUUAACAUGUAAACAUAAUGUCUCAAUGUUAGGAAAGCUUGUAUGUAAGGCAUACCUCCGUAGUGAAUAGAGAAGAACCUUUAAUGAGCCAAACUGUAUAGUGACAUGCUUCACUGAGUCUAUCUGCACAUUGUGCAGGAUUUGAUUUAAAGUAAUCCAAUGUACGAUCAUUUGAAGCUUUUUGAGAUUAGUGAAAUUGUUGAGGUGUCUAAAAUCAUUGCUAGAAAGUGCGGAUAACGUUAAAUUUCGACAUAUGUCGCUUUCGACGGCUCGUUCGCAAACUUAGUAAGAUAUAAAGAAGAAUAGUCAUCUUCUGGCUCAAUCGCAGGGAUAGUGCCUAUCGUUAAGAAUGGAUCUCUCAGACUCCUCAUUAAUGUUGAUCUACCGAUAGAAUAAAAUGAUCUAUUGAGCGUUGCGAGUAAGGGCGCGAAUUCCAUAACUUCGAUAAGUAUUUCCUGUGGUAUAGAACAUAAUUGCUGGUAUAACUGCAGGUAAUUCGGAUACUGCAUUGAUGAUUGUCGUAAAACAAGAGGAAUUGAUCGAUAACUAGAGACAGCGAGAUACAGAAAUUUGAUAGUAAGGAUCAUAUUUCUGUUUAGAUAUUGAGGCUGUUAAUGCUGAUGAGUGGUGAUAUCAUCUCCCU
This is a messenger RNA of Wallemia mellicola CBS 633.66, 3634 nucleotides long. RefSeq lists its product as hypothetical. The transcript is spliced from 6 exons. NCBI's taxonomy places the organism in Eukaryota, Fungi, Basidiomycota, Wallemiomycetes, Wallemiales, Wallemiaceae. Bases 1219 to 1683 code for a protein of 154 amino acids. The record is from RefSeq and is a predicted model, not a curated record.